AUUUGUCUUCCAAACAAAACAAAACCCUAAUAAUAAUAAUAAUGUUGGACCUGUACUUUUUUUUUUUGAUCGGCAUAGAGAGAGAGAGAGAUGAGACAGAGUGAAAGGAGAUCGCCGAGAUAGAAACUACUCGAUAGGAAAAUUAGAGAAAGAAAUGGCAAAGAAGGGAGUAACUCGAAGGGAGCUCUUGGACCGAUGGAGAGGCAUUGAAGAAUACGACGACGACGACCACCACCACCACCACAGUCAGAGUUUUCCUGCUUCCGAAUCUUCAUCACGUCAUCGUCUCCGCCUUCUUAAAGAGGAAUGGUUUGCGGAUGCAUUUAGCUACUUGGUUUCUCUUCCAAAACAAAAUCAUAUUUGGUGUGGCUCUUGGGAUUUGAUGGGACCACUUUUGGAGACAUUCUACAAUUAUUUUAAAGAUGAACGUCAUGAUUCACCUCUGAAGAUUCUAUGGAAGAGGAUCUCCGAAGAAACGCGACGAUGCACACAAUGCAUCUGUCAGCAUCAUCAAGCCCAGGAAAUGUAUCACUCGGAGUAUGAAUGGAGUUCCAUUGGCCCCCUUCUUGAUGUGCUACGGAGUCUCGAUGAAGAAAGGGUAACUCAGCACCUGAAAGAGAUCAAUUCAAGGAUUACUAGGGGUGUAUAUGAUCCAGUUAAUGAUAGCUCUGAGGUUGUUAGUGUCAUGUUUGAGGUUCUGAUGUUCCCCAUGCUGUUGGAUGACCAGUCCUUGGUCACUGAGUUUCAAGUUUUUAUUGAAGCAAUUGAUAAUUCUCAUGAACUGUCUUUGGCUGGACAUCAACAGUAUCCGGGAGUGUAUGCAUUGUUUUUCCUUAAAAGUCGAAGAGCCCGUUUUAUUGGUUUACGCCUUGCUGGAAACAUGGGAAAAUUGAGGAGACCAACAGACUUGGAACCUCUGCAGCCUUUGCUCAAGAAAUGCAUUGGCCUUUUGGAAACGGAAGUAUUGCCUUUAGCUGUUGAGACAUCAAGACCAAGGGUGCAGCUGGAGCGUACAACUGUUUGGCUUGGAAUCAAAGCACUGCUUGGAUUCUUAGAGCCUCCAGCAUUUGAAGAAGGCAUAUUGGAGCGCUAUCCCAUUUUCCUUAGUAUCGUGCUCAACCAUAUCAGUGAUGAUUCGGGUGAAUUUUCAUAUGCAGUUAAUUGCCUAAGACUUCUUUUUGAAAUGCUCGGGUGCAAGCUGUGGUUGAGGGCUACAUUGUCUCCAAGUGUUAUGCGCAACACACUUUUGGGUCAGUGUUUCCACACUCGGAACGAGAAAAGCCAUAAGGAAAUUUUUGACCUGUUCCAGCCUUUCCUGCAGUCUCUUGAAGCUUUGCAAGAUGGUGAACAUGAAAAGCAGCGAAGACAUUUUAUUUACUUUCUCCUACAUCAAGUGCCUUUUAGCAGUAACUUCAGCAUUCUGAUGAGAAAAAAGGCUUGCCAGAUAGCUCUUCUCAUCAUUCACCGAGGUUACAAAAUGAUCCCGCCUUGUCCCCCAUUCGAAUGUGCUCACAUGUGGGGUCCUUCUCUGGUGUCUUCUCUGAAGGAUUCAUCUCUUCACAGUUCCCUGCGACAACCUGCAUUUGAUCUUAUUCAAACUAUCAUAGUGUCUGAUGCUGCUAUUUUGGCAAGUUCAAUUCUGAACUGCCACACACCUCCAAGCAUUAGUAAAAGCAUGUCUUCUGAGUUCAAUGAUGAGGAUGAGGAUGAAGGUUUUCUGUUUACCCAUGAUGUUGAAGAGAAGGAUGAUAGUUGUUGGAAUGCAUUCAGUGUGCAGAGUAGAAUAACCUCACAGGAAUUUGGGGAAUGGAUGUGCAUUCCAAUGUUGUGGAUUGAUGUUUUACUUGAAAUUGAUCCCUUAGUCCUUCCUGUAUCAUUUUCCAAGGCUGUUUUAUGGGCUUUAUCACGUCUUUCUAUGGUAGAACCUGAGAAUAGCACAGAAAUAGCACUUCCAGCUAGAGAUUGGUUGUCAACCCAUGCCUCAGAAAUCUCACAUCUAUAUGGGUGGUAUGUUCCAUCAGGUUCUGAUGAUGGCGGGGAUGGGAAGGACUCAAAGAACUCAAUCAAAGUCUCAAAAAUGUGUGUUCCUUUAAUAAAGACAUUCAAAAGAUUAACUGCUCAUUUUGCUGUUAAAAUGGAGCAAGGAGAGCUUCGGAAGCAGUGGACCUGGGAACCAAAGAUGAGCGAAAGCUUGAUUCUUCUGCUUGUGGAUCCGAAUGAUAAUGCGAGGCAGGUUGGUAGAAGUAUCCUUGAACAAGUUUCAAACACUCGUGGCCUUGCUUGUGGCUUGCAGUUUCUUUGCUCCUGCUCCUCUUCUUUGUCAGCUGUUCUUUUUGGUUUAAAACAUGCUUCUAAACUGGUUCAAUUGGAUUCAGUACUGUUAAAGUUUCAGACUUUACAUCACUUCUUCUUUGUUCUAUGCAAACUAUUGAGAGAAGGGGUUAUGUCUUCCCCGACCUUGCCUGGGAGCUCCUCAAAUGAGCUAAAUAUCUCGAAGGUCUCUUCGCAAGGCGGUUUUUUGAGGCAACCACUCUUUGACUCUCUGCGAAAAAAUGUUGAUGUGCAUUUGGUGAGUGUUGAUUUAUCGGCUUGGGAGGAGUUUAAUCACUUACUGGCAGGAAUCACAUGGCCUUUUAUUCAGAAGUGCUUGGAAGAAGGGAAGACGUAUAUGGAUUACAAGAUUUCCCAGAUGACUUGUAUCCGUCUACUUGAGCUCCUCCCUGUUGUUUUCGAAAAGCUUGUUCCAUCAUUUCUGAAAGCAUCUGGGAAGAUAUUGGACAAUUCUACUGACUGUACAUGGCUUAAUCAUUUGACAAAUUGGGGAAGGUCAUCUCUUGCAGUGAUAGUUAGAUAUUGGAAACAGACUCUGAUGUCUGUGCUAGGUCUUCUUAAGCAGUCAUACAGUGAUGUUUCUAUUCGGGCUAAUAUCGGGGCCAUUGAGAAACUUAUAGCAUGUGAAACUGUGGCAAUGGAUGAAUUGAUAAACCAUGUAGCACACCUAUCUGUUGCAUUAUCCGAAGGAAGUUCUUACAUAGCUAAAGAUACUAAUUUGAAGUCGGAUUCUUUAGUUUUUGAAGACUUACCAUUCAGUAGAAAGUUUUUGUCUCAAGAUGCAAAACCCACCUCCUUGGAGAAUGCAGAUGUGCAGAUUCUAGACUCAGUAUCUUCAUUGAACAACCUAAAUAUAGAUACAAUCAUUGUUCUUUCGGAUGAUGAAACGCAGAUGGAAGUUCCAGCCAAUAAAGCCAUCGUUUCGCAUGAGAGGGCAAGUCAGUGUGUGUUGGAUGGAAAGACCGAGGCUUCUGAAGGAGUUUCUCAAGAUGCUCGUGCAACAGUGAAUGUUUCCACCAAUGACACGAAGUUAAUCGCGGAUUUUCAGCGAGCUGAUGGUCCUAAUUGUGCUGCUUUAGUUUCUCAGAAACUGAACUCAGAUAUGUUGAGAGGCAAACGAGACCCUGGAUAUCUUACCAAAUCAAAAGCUUUAGAUAGUAAUAGCCAAGAUAGGACAUCCAAAUUGUCUGCACAUGGUUCUUCUCCAUUCCAAGGUAAAUCUGAUUUGAAGAAUUCUUCCGGUGCAACACUAGGUGCCAAAAGCAUGGAUCAAGUAUGCAUCAAUAAAGAUUUGGAAACGAGGGAUACUGUCAUAAAACAAUUGGUAUGUGAUGCUGAAGAUGAUCCAUGGGAAUCAUCAGUAAAAAAUUCAAGGGGUCAGCAGUCAUGUGCAAUAAAGCCAAGCACUUCUGGUCCUAAACGGCAAGUCAUUCAGCUUAAUAUGGGUAUGGAAAACAGAUCUGGCAACUUGCAUAGACUGGAAGGUGGAGUUAAAAGGUUCAAACCUCCAGCUCUUGAUGACUGGUAUAGACCCAUCCUAGAGAUAGAUUACUUUGCAACUGUAGGAUUAGCACCUGCAAGCGAAGAGGAGAAUGAAUCUCUUAGGAAAUUAAAAGAAGUCCCAGUAUCUUUUCAAUCACCCGAUGAAUAUGUGGACAUUCUACGUCCAUUGGUAUUGGAAGAGUUUAAAGCUCAGUUGCAUAGUUGCUUUUUGGAGAUGAGUUCCUCAGAAGAGAUGUGCUGUGGCACUCUAUCUGUGUUAUCAGUUGAGAGAAUUGAUGAUUUUCAUCUUGUUCGUUGUAUCCAUGAUGAUAGUGAUUCUGCAGGAUCUAGAAGUUUCUCAGAACAUGACCUGAUUUUGCUUACUAGACAGUUGCUGAAAGUUUCUUCGCAUGAUGUUCACAUGGUUGGGAAGGUAGAGAGGCAUCAGAAAGACUACAAAAGAAGAUCAAGCAUCCUAGUUAUCAGAUUCUAUCUUCAAAAUGGAUCUUCAAGACUGAAUCGAGCUAGGAAGCUCCUUAUUGAUAGAAGUAAAUGGCAUGUUGCUCGCAUUAUGAGCAUUACAUCUCAACUUCGAGAGUUCCAGGCACUUUCCUCGAUAAAUGGUAUCCCUCUGCUUCCUAUUAUUUUGAAUCCCAUCAAUCAUUCUUUUGGUCAUCAUGAGUCCAGAAAAGGAGACCUGAGUAGGCUGCCCCAGCCCUUGCAGCGUGUCCUUAAAUCAUCAUAUAAUGACUGCCAACUUCAAGCUAUUGGUGCUGCUAUUGAACCCCUGGAUUCAAAGAAAGAAUAUGAUUUGUCUCUUAUACAGGGCCCUCCAGGUACAGGGAAGACCAGGACUAUUUUGGCUAUCGUCAGUGCUUUGCUUGCUUAUUAUUUACAGCGAAGGAAUGACAUGAAGAUACCACCAAAUGGAAGUUUAAAACCAAUCCAUAAUCCUUUCUCAAAUUUGAAAUCUCGGAUUAGUCAAUCUGCUGCUAUUGCAAGGGCUUGGCAGGAUGCAGCCUUGGCCCGACAAUUGGAUGAAGAUGUAGAAAAGAGUUCCAAAUCCGUAGGAAGUUGCACAAGAGGAAGAGUGCUUAUAUGUGCACAAUCCAAUGCUGCAGUUGAUGAAUUGGUAUCAAGAAUAUCCAGUGAUGGGCUUUAUGGAAGUGAUGGAGCAAAAUACAAGCCCUUUCUUGUGAGGGUUGGUAAUGCAAAGACAGUUCACCCUAAUUCGCUACCUUUCUUUAUUGACACACUUGUUGAUCAUAAGUUGGCAGAGGAGAGAAUAAAUGCAGGUGAUGCAAAGAGUGAAACAGUUUUGAACUCUUCAAUGGCUCUCCGUGCUAAUCUAGAGAAGUUAGUAGACCGUAUAAGGUUCUAUGAAACCAAGCGGGCUAACUUAAGGGAUGGAAAUUCAAAUUCAAAAAUUAUGUUGAAAGGAGAGGCUUCAAAGGGGAAUGAUGGAAAAGAAAUGUCUGAUGCCGAAAUAGAUGGAAAAUUAAGAAAAUUAUAUGCUGAAAAGAAAGCAAUUUAUAGAGAUCUUUCUAGUGCUCAGGCAAAGGAAAAGAAAGCGAAUGAUGAAAUCAAAGCUCUUAAACAUAAGUUCCGGAGGUCUAUAUUAAGGGAAGCUGAAAUUGUUGUUACUACAUUGAGUGGAUGUGGUGGAGAUCUGUAUGGAGUGUGCUCUGAAUCUCUUUCAAGUCAUAAAUUUAGCAACCCCUCUGAGCAUGCUUUGUUUGAUGCUGUAGUCAUAGAUGAAGCAGCUCAAGCUUUGGAACCAGCUACUUUGAUUCCUCUUCAGCUCUUAAAAUCGAAGGGGGCCACAUGUAUAAUGGUUGGUGAUCCGAAGCAGCUCCCUGCUACAGUUCUUUCUAAUGUUGCUAGCAAAUAUCUUUAUCAGUGCAGCAUGUUUGAACGACUACAAAGGGCUGGUCAUCCUGUCAUUAUGCUAACUGAGCAGUAUAGGAUGCAUCCAGAGAUAUGUCGGUUUCCCUCGUUGCAUUUUUAUGACAGGAAGUUGGUAAAUGGAGAUCAGAUGUCUGACAAAUCAGCAUCUUUUCAUGCAACUGAGGGCCUUGGACCCUAUCUAUUCUUUGACGUCGUCGAUGGGCAUGAGCUUCAUGGCAAGAAUUCUGGUGGACUCUCCCUCUACAAUGAGAGUGAGGCUGAUGCCGCAGUUGAAAUACUUAGUUUUUUCAAGAAGAGGUACCCAUCAGAAUUUCGUGGAGGAAGAAUUGGUAUCAUAACUCCUUAUAAGUCUCAACUCUCACUGUUGCGUUCUCGGUUUUCUAGUGCAUUUGGACCUUCGGUUACAGCUGAAAUGGAAUUCAACACAGUGGAUGGUUUCCAAGGCCGGGAAGUUGAUAUACUGGUACUUUCAACAGUGAGGGCAGCAGAAGCAUGCUCUGCAGCAACCAAGAUAAACUCUAGUAAUAUUGGAUUUGUUGCAGAUGUUAGGCGGAUGAAUGUUUCUUUGACGAGGGCUAGGCUUUCGCUCUGGGUUUUGGGUAAUGCAAGAACAUUGCAGACGAACUACAACUGGGCUGCUCUUGUUAGGAAUGCGAAGGAAAGGAAUUUGGUUGUGUCAGUUAAAAAACCAUACGAGUUCCUGUUCAAGUCAGCUUUCAAGAAACUUCCUGCUUUAGAAAAUUCCAGUAACUGUUCAAAACAGUUGAAGCAUGAUGGAAAGAUAAAAGAACCUGGCAGCCACGCUGGAUCAAACCAGAAAGCUGGGGAUGAGACCGAUGAAAGGAAAAAAAGGCACAUUGGUUCUGGAGCUCGUAGUGACCUCAGAAGAGCUGGAGCUGAAGAUAAUCUUUCAUUGAGCAAGGGAAGUAUUAAAACCAAAAAAAGAGCCAGAGAUGAGCACGAUGUUGCAGUUAAGAAGGAUCCCCUACCUGUAGCUGUUGCAAGUAGUGAGGGAAGUGGCUCCAAGAGUAUGCAGUCUGCAAUCCCUGGGAAAGGUGGAACUGCUGAGCAAAGUAGAGGAAGGGGGAAAGGUACACAGAGUCCUAAUUUAACUGAGGGAAAAGGCAAGUUUGAGAAUCAAACUAGUAACAUAGACCAAUCUGAUGAUGGAAAGAGUGUAGAAAUUGAACUGUUGAAACCGAUAGUGUCCAAGGGACUUGCAAAAUCUGAUAAGCACAGUAGAAAGCAGAGGAAAAUGGAAGCAUUAAUACCGUCCUCUGUAAGGACCGUACAAGGGAGAGAUGGGAAUGAUGGAGGCAGAGCUUCAAAUCAAGCUAACACACCUAAAGAUGCUAUCGCAAAAAGGAAACAACAGCGCGAUGACGUGGAUGCUCUUCUUUCUUCAGCUCUCAUUUCUUCAAAAAAGACGGAGACUUCAUUGAGAUCUCUGCCUGUUAAAAGGCCUGGUUCUCCAAAAUCACGUGCAGGUGGUGGGAUAAAACCACCCAAGCCAAGAAAAGUGUCAUCCUCAUCAAGUGCAAUGGAGGGUCAGAGUCAACAACACCAUAGAAAGAGGGAUAAGUCUUUGAGCUCCCAGGAAUUUGGAUGAUGUCUUCUUCUAGUAAUCUAAUUUCAUGAUUAAAAGAGCCAGGGCCUGUUCAUAUCACCCAAAAGAGCCGAAAGGGUUGGUUGUUCCUUCUUUGUAAACCAACAAACCAGAGGGUAACAGGUGCUUCCGCUCGCUUGUCUCACAUUACUAGGAUUCUCAAAACCAUUUGUAGAUGAGCCUUAAUUUGUGGUUGAUGCCUUGUACAGAAAUAGGGGCAGCCUUGGUCACCAGCCCUUGGUCCUCAUUUCGGGUUUCCUUUCAUACAUUUUACUAGGCUGUUGACAUAAAUGUUAGUGAUCUCGUUGGCUGUCGCCUGUAAUGCAGAAGCUUAUUGUACAGAGUCUACAGACUUUUUUUUGUUCCUUUGGUUGGUUGUAAUUCGGUAAAAUGCAACCAAUUUUAUAGCAUCAAAUGUAAAGUACUAGCGAGUAUUUUUUGAAUUCAAGAAUUCAUAUUUCCGUUU
Messenger RNA from Rhododendron vialii, 7793 nucleotides. RefSeq lists its product as uncharacterized. The record is from RefSeq and is a predicted model, not a curated record. The coding region runs from base 155 to 7330 and encodes 2391 amino acids. The transcript has 23 exons. Gene Ontology annotation, molecular function: helicase activity. NCBI's taxonomy places the organism in Eukaryota, Viridiplantae, Streptophyta, Magnoliopsida, Ericales, Ericaceae.